AUGGUGGACAAGAUCUUCGGUCCCGGUGUUCUCUGCCUGCCGGACAGCUUGAACCUUCACAAAGACCAGCAAAGGUCAAACAAGCCUGGGGAAGUGCAGAUGUUCAGCCAGUCAGAGCUAAGGACCAUCGAGCAGUCUUUACUUGCUACGCGCGUGGGGAGCAUUGCUGAACUCAGUGACCUGGUGUCUCGAGCGAUGCACCACCUCCAGCCCCUCAACGCCAAGCAGCACGGGAACGGGACGCCGAUGCACCAGAAGCAGGGAUCGCUCUACUGGGAGCCAGAGGCUCUGUACACCCUCUGCUACUUCAUGCACUGCCCACAGAUGGAGUGGGAAAACCCUAACGUGGAGCCGUCAAAAGUCACACUGCAGACCGAGAGGCCGUUCAUUGUGCUGCCUCCCCUGAUGGAGUGGAUACGGGUUGCCGUGGCUCACGCGGGGCACCGUCGCAGUUUCUCGGUGGACAGCGAUGACGUACGGCAGGCAGCAAGGCUCUUACUGCCGGGAGUUGACUGCGAACCUCGACAGUUAAAAAUCGACGACUGUUUUUGUGCGUCUCGGAAACUGGAUGCAGUUGCCACUGAAGCGAAGUUCAAGCAGGACCUGGGUUUCCGGAUGCUCAACUGUGGCCGAACGGAUCUGGUUAAACAAGCCAUAUCCUUGCUGGGGCCGGAUGGGAUUAACAGCAUGAGUGAACAGGGCAUGACUCCACUGAUGUAUGCUUGUGUCAGGGGUGAUGAGGCUAUGGUGCAGAUGCUGCUAGAUGCUGGAGCAGAUCUGAAUGCUGAGGUUGUCAGUACUGCUCAUAAAUACCCAUCCGUCCACCCUGAGACCCGCCAUUGGACAGCUCUGACAUUUGCUGUGUUGCAUGGACAUAUUCCUGUAGUUCAGCUGUUGCUGGAUGCUGGAGCAAAGGUAGAAGGUUCCUUGGAGCAUGGGGAGGAAAAUUACUCUGAAACUCCUUUACAGUUGGCAGCAGCUGCUGGAAAUUUUGAACUGGUCAGUUUGCUGUUGGAGCGAGGAGCUGACCCCAUGAUAGGAACAAUGUACAGGAACGGCAUUUCCAUGACUCCUCAAGGUGACAUGAACUCUUUCAGUCAGGCUGCUGCACAUGGACACAGGAACGUCUUUCGUAAGCUGCUUGCUCAGCCGGAGAAGGAGAAGAGCGAUAUUCUGUCACUGGAGGAGAUUCUGGCGGAGGGGACAGACUUGCCUGACUCGGCGGCAGCUCCGCUCUGCGCCAGCCGCAACAGCCCCCGCCCGGCCAGCCGCAACAGCAAGGCCAAGCUGAAAGCCCUGAAGGAGGCCAUGUACCACAGCGCUGAGCACGGCUAUGUGGAUGUGACCAUUGACAUACGGAGCAUAGGUGUUCCCUGGACACUGCACACGUGGCUGGAGUCCUUGCGCACGUCCUUCCAGCAGCACCGACGACCCCUCAUCCAGUGCUUGCUAAAGGAAUUCAAGUCCAUUCAGGAAGAAGAGUACACAGAGGAGCUCAUCACACAAGGCUUGCCUCUGAUGUUUGAGAUCCUGAAAGCCAGUAAGAAUGAAGUGAUCAGCCAGCAGCUCUCUGUCAUUUUCACUCAUUGCUAUGGACCCUACCCUAUUCCAAAGCUUGUUGAAAUUAAGCGCAAGCAGACCUCUCGCCUAGAUCCCCAUUUUCUUAACAACAAAGAGAUGUCAGAUGUUACAUUUCUGGUGGAAGGAAGACCAUUUUAUGCACAUAGAGUGUUGCUAUUUACUGCAUCACCAAGGUUUAAAGCACUGCUGUCUAGCAAGCCCUCAUCUGAUAGUGCUUGUAUUGAGAUCAACUAUGUGAAGUACCCCAUCUUUCAGCUGGUUAUGCAGUAUCUUUAUUAUGGAGGUGCAGAGUCACUCCUGAUUAAAAAUAAUGAAAUUAUGGAGCUUCUCUCUGCUGCUAAAUUUUUCCAGCUUGAAGCUUUACAACGACACUGUGAGAUCAUUUGCGCAAAAAGCAUUAAUACAGAAAACUGCGUGGAUAUUUAUAAUCAUGCCAAGUUUCUCGGAGUCACAGAACUAUCUUCCUAUUGUGAAGGCUACUUUCUAAAAAAUAUGAUGGUCCUCAUUGAAAAUGAAGCUUUCAAACAGCUGUUGUAUGACAAGAACGGAGAAACGUCUGGUCAAAAUGUACUACAGGACUUACAGAGGACGUUGGCCACAAGGAUUCAGUCAAUUCAUUUGUCUUCUUCAAAGGGCUCCAUUGUAUAAAGCUGAGGAAGACGGUAACCCUCUAAUAAAGACCCUGCAAGUUAAGUCUGCUGUUGCAGUUGCUUAAACCCGUUGCAGUUGCUUAAACGACUACAAAAACAAAAUAUUAAAAAAUUCUACUUCGCAUCCAAAUAGUUCUGUGUUGGCCAAAGGUCCUGCGCUGGGGCUGCAGCCCCGUUUGGAUGAGGGAAUACAGAAAACAAAGCUCCUCCAUGUUUUUGAGCAAACGGGAUACAAGAGCAUCCAGUGAAUCGCUGUUGUACUCCAGUUCUGAACGCACGUGCGUGGUCGUGGAGCUCGAUGCCAACAAAAGCCAGAACUCGCAUCAGUGAACAGCAGAAGCCCCUGCCUGAGCGGUGGUGCCGGGGAACACCCCGAUUAAUCAUUUAAGGCGGUUUUGUUCCAGUGUUACACGUUUAAGAACUAUAUCUAUCCCGGAGUCCAUUAUCUAGUACAUUUAAGAAAUGUAAGAACUGUUAUUGCUGUCGAGCAAAGAUCAACUGUAUUAGAGAGUGGGUAAGACUGUUACAGCAGAGGAAAUAUACUGGCAGAUUUUUAGGGGUGGGAACUUUUUAAAUUGUUCGUUACAAAAAAUGGGGUGGCCUUGUAGUUUAAAAACUAUUUCUUAAGCUUAAAAUUUCAUUUUCAACAGAGCUGUGUUUGAGAAUUUAUGUAACAUGUUUUGGUUUUUUUAAAUGGUAAAAAUGUACAUUGUGUAAACAUACAUAUGAUCAAGUUUUGCUUGUAUUCUUUCCUAGGGUGGUAUAAUCUUGCCUAACAGGCUAUGGUUACACCAAAGAGGUACAUUACCCAGACUAUCUCUAAUACAGUAGUUGGGGGGCGGGGGGGCAGGAGAACUGCAUGCUACUCGUGAUUUGGGGUUAAAAACAAUGACAAACUCAACAUGCAUUUGCAUGGUAACUGUACCUGUGAAAUGUUACGUUCGUGCUUCAUUUCGCCAAGACAAAUGCAAUGUUACUUCUUGUCAAACUUCAUUUGUGAAAUUAGCAUAUUUUUUUUAAUUUGGUGCGAUUGAUUGUGAUGAUACCCCUGGAGACCCUUCUUGAGAUGCUGAUUUCUGUUUGUUACAGUGAAGGGAUAAUAACCGGUCUUUACUUCAGUAAUGUGUCGAUACUUUGCUACUGGCCAGAGAUUGUGUCUGAGUUAGACUUUUUUAAAUUAUAAUUAAAUAUGUACUAUAGA
Messenger RNA from Nipponia nippon (crested ibis), 3432 nucleotides. Lineage: Eukaryota; Metazoa; Chordata; Aves; Pelecaniformes; Threskiornithidae. The record is from RefSeq and is a predicted model, not a curated record.